Portunus trituberculatus (swimming crab) is the source of this 3200-nucleotide messenger RNA. Its product is annotated as transcription factor SOX-5-like. Gene Ontology annotation, molecular function: RNA polymerase II cis-regulatory region sequence-specific DNA binding; DNA-binding transcription factor activity, RNA polymerase II-specific. Bases 304 to 3102 code for a protein of 932 amino acids. The record is from RefSeq and is a predicted model, not a curated record. NCBI's taxonomy places the organism in Eukaryota, Metazoa, Arthropoda, Malacostraca, Decapoda, Portunidae. The transcript is spliced from 8 exons. Gene Ontology annotation, cellular component: nucleus. Gene Ontology annotation, biological process: cell fate commitment; regulation of transcription by RNA polymerase II.
GAAGGCCAGGGAACAACAGGCACAAGGCGGCGCCUCAUCGUACACGCCGGCCACCGCCACCUUGCUCCGCCCGCAGAAUGUGAGAAUAGAGCCUCUGUUGUUUGUAGCCCGGGCGUCAAUGGCCCCCGUGGCCCUCUCAUGCUUUCGUCCAGCCAGUGCCAAGCCAGAGGGCCACAGUGACCAGACGUGAACGCUCUCGUGCUCGCGUCCACAACUCGAUGCCGCGGGAGUGAGUGCCUCAAGGAGGACUUUUUACUUGAAGAAGGACGUGGUGCUCAGCGCGACGUCGUAGUAGCCGCCACCAUGACGCUCGUAUCGAUAAUGUCGUCGAAGAGGAAGUCUCUGCCCAGUAAGGUUCUUGACGCUUACCCCGACACUGGAGACAUGCUUGUAGAGGACACGCCCAACCUCGUCACCACCACCGCCGGGGACUCUGACAACUCGGCGGCGGGGUCAGAGUUUAGCUAUGGGGAGGAGGGCACUGUGGGCAUGUCCCCGCCGCGGUGGUCCGACUCCGAGGUGACGGCGCCCACCAGCACGGCAGAUGCUAAGAGGAGUCGCCGUGAGAGUUCCGCCGACUCUGAUGACCUGACGCACCUUCACCCCUUCGCCAACCCGUUCUUCCAGGCGCGGCUACAGGAGGCGCGGCUGCAGCAGGAGCACGCCAGAUUGCUACAGGAGGCUGCCAGACACGAGCAGCAGCAACAACAACAACAGCAACAGCAGCAGCAACAACAACAACAGCAACAGCAACAACAGCAGCAACAGCAACAACAACAGCAACACCUACAUCAUCAACAACAGCUGCAACACCACUUACAACAACAGCAUCAGCAACACCUUCAUGCACAACAACAGCAGCAACAGCAGCAGCAACAACAACAGCAGCAGCAACAACAGCAGCAGCAGCAGCAGCAACAACAACAACAACAACAACAACAACAGCAACAACAACAGCUACAGCAACAGCAACAGCACCAUCACCACCAGCCGCCGCCGCCGCAGCCGCCGCCUCCCCCGCAGCCUGGCAGGAAUUCCCUCUCGCCGCUGACGGAGGUGGAGCGCGGCGGUCUGCUAGUCAAUGCGGCCCGCAAGUCAAUGGACGACGUGCUGAAGCGACUCACCUCCAAGAUGAGCCACAGCACCCUGGACGACGCCGAGCAGGGCAAGAGGGAGCGGGAAAGUGCUAAGGCCCCGGAGUCACGCGUGCCGCAGUCCAGCCCGCCAGUGACCUCCGCAGCGGGCGGCGCGGCGACGAUGACUGACCCGCUCGCCUCUAUGACGCAGCUGCUCAAUACGGACCCCGAAGAGCUGCAGAACCACGAGAAGCGAAUCACCGAAAUGAUCAACCAGCUACAGAAGAUCCGAGACUUUAUCCGCACGCCGCGACCCCAGGAGACCCCGCUGGACAAGGUGGUGACGGAGCAGGAGGCGACGCUACAGAUGCAGCAGGAGGCCCUCAGGAAGCACCAGGAGGCCCUUCAGAUCCUGCAGCAGCACAACACCUUCAAGACGCUGCAGAACCAGCUGUACGGGCAAUAUGGCGCCAAUAAAGGUCUAGGGGCGCUGCAGCCUCCACACAACCUCAUGUUCCUGCCGCUUCUGGAGGGGUUCAGAGGGGGCACUCACGGCGCGCCCCCUGCCCCGCCCGCCCCGUCAGUCCUGCCACCCAUCUCACCCCCUCACGAGACCUCCCUCCCUAAGCUGACGCAGGUGUCCGUGGCAGCGUCGGUACCCGCCUGGAUGUCAGGACUGUCCGCCUCUGCCCAGCUGGCGCAGCUCUCACAGAACUCGACGCACACCACGCACCCGCCUACAUCCACUGCCGCGCCCUCCCACGAAAACCAUGAGGAAAAGCCCCUCAACCUCACCAAGCCCAAGGAUGCUAGCCCGAAGCCCAGCGACACAAGCCUGUCACCCAAGGGCGCGGGACUGCCUCCCUCACUCGUGCCCCACUCCUUCCUGCCCUACAUGACGCCGCCCUUCCCCGGCCUCGCCGACCACAAAGACCUGCUUGGCAGCCUGGGUCAGGGGCUGGGGCAGGGGCUGGGCCAGGGCUUGGGCUCCCUCGCAUCGCCUACCAUGGGAGCAGGACUGCCUGGCAAACACUAUCCUCCUCCCGCCUUCCCUCCCAUGUAUCUCCCGCCCUCCUCCAUACCCUCCUCCCUCCCGCCACACCUGGGCCCCAUGGGAGGCCUCAGUCUGCCCACCGCUACGCCCCUUACCUCCCUCACCUCCCUUGGGGGCACCAUGGGCGGUAUCACGUCCGUCACCACCUCGGCGGCCCACACCACGCAAGACAAAGGCUCCAAGGAGGACGAGUACGUCACCACCUGCCAGAGUGAGUCAUCUGAUCGGGCAGCCAAAAUGUUCGGCGCUAAGAUCAUUCGGCAAACUCGAAAGGACCACGACUCGAAGCCCCACGUGAAGCGCCCCAUGAACGCCUUUAUGGUCUGGGCAAGGGACGAGAGGCGCAAGAUCCUGAAGGCCUGCCCUGAUAUGCACAACUCUGCCAUCUCCAAGAUUCUAGGAUCCAGAUGGAAGAGCAUGUCCAACUCCGAGAAGCAGCCGUACUACGAGGAGCAGUCGCGUCUCUCCAAGCUGCAUAUGGAGAAGCACCCUGACUACCGCUACCGCCCGCGGCCCAAGCGCACCUGCAUCGUGGACGGCAAGAAGAUGCGCAUCUCAGAGUACAAGGCGUUGAUGCGGCAGAAGCGGGAGGAGAUGCGUACCAUGUACUUCAGAGACAACGGCCUCUCUGACCUGGCCAAGCUCCUGCCGCCCGGCGCCGACCCGCUCCUGAAGGACAGCAUCUUCAAGGACGACCUCCUCAAGAAAGACCACGGCAACACGGAGAUCCUUGGCGCCGACUCCCAGGGUGACCCGCCCAGCAUGCGAGGCACCGACAUCCCCUCCAUCAUGACCCCCACCUCAGAGUUCAGUCUCGACGGGUCGGCCUCACCUUCCCCCGGCGCCCCAGCCUCCUCCACCUCCGACGUGGAGGACCACAUGGACGAGGACUUCACGUCGUCGACAGAAAUCACAAGUCACCAGGAGGCGGAGGAGAACCAGCCACUCACCAUAGACGAGCGGCUGGCAUGAGGCUCCUCCCGCCCACACCCACACCCGCACCCACGCCCAGCCCAGUGGUGAAGUAACACACACACACACACACACACACACACACACACACCUUUAUU